Acaulospora morrowiae is the source of this 989-nucleotide messenger RNA. Lineage: Eukaryota; Fungi; Glomeromycota; Glomeromycetes; Diversisporales; Acaulosporaceae. The record is from the annotation of a GenBank genome assembly.
AUGUCUAAAAACGAAAAUAGCCCCAGCGAUUCUAAUUGGAAUAUACACAUACCAUAUCAUGCAAUAGAGACCACUUCAAAUGAGAAAAGGAUUGAAAUAUUUAAAGAAGAAAACUUAUUGAAUGUUUGCGAUUGGGUGGUCACUGAAAAAAUCCACGGAAGCAACUUCUCCUUUCAAACCAAUGGAAAACAAGUAAGAUGUGCUAGUAGAUCAAAACCACUUGAAGAAACAGAAGAAUUCUUUGGAUUUCAAACGGUAUUAAAGAAAUACAGAGAAAACUUGUUGUCUUUAUGGGAAAUCAUGAAUUCAAGAGGGCUCAUUCAAGAAUCGAACCAAACCAAUGCGGUUCAGGAAGAAAAGGUAAUCAUAGUCUAUGGUGAGCUGUUUGGCGGAAAAUAUUCUCAUCCGGACGUGAAGCCGGUACCUAAUGCGGUGAUUGUUCAGUUUGGAAUUGAGUACUGUCCGCAAAAUGAAUUUAUGGCCUUUGACAUUUUUGAUGGAAAAGAUUAUUUGGAGUAUGACACAAUGAUUGAGAUGCUGGAAGAAUCGAGAUUACCUUACCUCAAACCUUUGUUUCGAGGUACUUUCGAUGAAGCCUAUAAUUAUAAUCCCGAGUUCACUACCACCGUUCCUACAAUUUUAGGUCUACCUCCUUUGCCAUUCCAAAACAAAGCUGAAGGUGUAAUCCUGAAACCCACGAAAACACUCCGAGUAAAAGCUAAAAUCCGUCAAACACGUGUCGUGCUCAAAAUCAAAACUUCCGAUUUUACAGAACGUGUGCGAUCGAGCAAACGUCAACAUAAAAAAGACCAAAAAAAGGUGUUUCCACAUGGACCGCUCGACGAAUUGUCUGAGGAAUUUAAGUGCUUUGUCAAUUUCAAUAGAUUUGCUAACGUCAUUUCAAAGCAUGGUCCGAUUGUUAAGAGGAAGGACGAAGGCAAUGAUAUUGUUCAAUAUAUUGAAGAGGAAAAGUUGCAGGAAGUUGCCGA